CCCUUAUAGUCCUCACAAUACUGGCAUAUCUCUCGUCUAUGCCAGACUCGACAGUUGUGUACUAUAAAAUUUGAUCAAACCAGAAGAUUGCCGCGAAAUCGGACCCCUAGUCUAAAAUGCCUCGAAAACAGACGGAACGCAAACGAAGAGUGCAUACUAGGUCACGCAAUGGGUGUGUAACGUGCAAGGCCAAACACUUGCGCUGCGACGAACAAAAGCCGCUUUGUGGACGUUGCCUAGCAAGCGGAGGUAGCUGCGGAUAUGUGGACAGGACAAACAAGCACUCUCACUCCCCUCAACCUAGUAGCGAUGGUACAAUCACACCAAAAGCCGAAGAGUUCGAGUUUUGGGAUGAUGGCUUUGCCUGUCCACCGGCCCCUCAGAACAUAUUGGAUGGCUAUCCGGGCGAUGCAUCAUCCGACUAUGGUUUACUUUUUGACUUGUUUUCACGAUAUCGAAGCGUGGUAGAUAGAGACGUAAGCCCCGAUUCACACGCAUUCUUAGUGGAGAGAGCUUUGUCAUGUCCAGCAUUACUUCAUGGUGCAAUACUGCUAUCAGCUCUGAGGUGGACAUGGUACUCCGGCUCAAGUGAAAACAUUCAGAAGUCGGCCCUACAUCAUAAGCUUGAGGCAAUAAAAGUCGUAAAUGAGCGCCUUCAGCAUCUUGCAUUGAUGGCCACCGAGACCACGAUAGCUGGUGUCGCAGCGUUGGCCAUGGCAGAGAGUGGCUUCGGUCGACCAGACACGGCACGCGCGCACAUGCAUGGUUUAUCUCAGGUUUUAGGAACAAAUGCAUUAACCCUUUACCCUAGUAAUAGUUUAUUCUACAACAUGAUUAUUUGCACAACCCAAGGACUAUCUCAGAUGUCAAUGCGUCAGAUCUUCGAAAUCACGCAGUCUAUCGAAGGUUGCUCAACUACACUCACACUAUUCAUCGAGCCAGGGAUUCAGACAUUAUCCGAAGACCCCUUAAACUGGGACGCGACACUUGGAGAGACCAUAUUGACAAGUUCGUAUCACGAGAGAACCGAUUCCGUGCUUCCCCGGUCAGAAGCAGAAAGCCGGGCUCGUUUCUUGCAGUGCUGCUUAAGGAUCCUAACGAUGCUGGGAGCCGGCAACAUGGAUUUUUUUAUUCUGAAUUGGUUCAUCGAAGCUCUAAUUGAUGAGCUCUCGAUGAGUGAGAAAUCAAUGCUGUCCGGCCGGUUUCCUCGUCAUGCAUGGUUCUGGGCCGCCAUGAUGGUACGGGUUGCGGUUACCAGUGUGCGACACUGCAGCACUUCAGAAGAACAACAAAUCAACGAAUGGAAGACUGUCACGAGUAGUCAAAUCAGACUCGUCGCCGAUGCUUUGGGUCUACAGGACUGGGCCGAUGUCGAGGCGCUACUUCGAACCUGGGUAUGGCGUGACAACAACCUAGACGCCCGAGAGCUGAGAGGCGUUUGGGAAGAGAUCGUCGCUGCCAAGAAGCAAAAUGUCGAAGAAGGCACGCUCAUUCCAGGGUUUUUUGAAAAGAUUUUCUGCAAUCCAGACGAGGACAGAAAACCAGUCAUUGUAGAUGAUGAAGCAUUUGAUCUGUGUGUACAGCACGCAUGGUCGUAACGAUAAAGAAAGCAAACUGGCUGCAAAGAAUAGACCAAAAUGGCCGCAGCUGUGAACAAAUUACUGUAUAAUUGACAAGGCC
Truncatella angustata is the source of this 1680-nucleotide messenger RNA. RefSeq lists its product as uncharacterized. Gene Ontology annotation, biological process: regulation of transcription by RNA polymerase II. The record is from RefSeq and is a predicted model, not a curated record. The transcript is spliced from 6 exons. Bases 117 to 1598 code for a protein of 493 amino acids. Gene Ontology annotation, molecular function: zinc ion binding; DNA-binding transcription factor activity, RNA polymerase II-specific. NCBI's taxonomy places the organism in Eukaryota, Fungi, Ascomycota, Sordariomycetes, Amphisphaeriales, Sporocadaceae.